This is a messenger RNA of Emiliania huxleyi CCMP1516, 4641 nucleotides long. RefSeq lists its product as hypothetical. Gene Ontology annotation, biological process: phosphatidylinositol-mediated signaling; lipid metabolic process. Gene Ontology annotation, molecular function: phosphatidylinositol-4,5-bisphosphate phospholipase C activity. The transcript is spliced from 5 exons. NCBI's taxonomy places the organism in Eukaryota, Haptophyta, Isochrysidales, Noelaerhabdaceae. The coding region runs from base 1 to 4641 and encodes 1546 amino acids. The record is from RefSeq and is a predicted model, not a curated record.
AUGUCGUGCCAGAACACUGGGCGGCUUGCGUGCCCGUGUGCCACGAGCUACCUCGGCUUUCGCGUCGCGAAUGCCGACAGCAUCGGCCGACUCAACGUCAGCGUGGCCGACUCGGUCUGCGCCAGUGGCUGCGACUAUGGAAUUGAGUACGGCUUGAACCUGUGCGCGGCGCACGACUCGGGGAUGCCGCCCUUCUGCAACGUGCCAGGAGCCCCAGCCUGGUGCUCCUCGCCCUGGUGCUAUGUCAACGCCAGCCACUGCGCUCUCGAUCAUGCAGAGUCCUCCUACCUCGAGGGCGAGGGAGGGCUGCACUACAGCUAUGCGACGUGCUCGGCCCCUGACUCAUUCACGGACUGGUACUUGGCGCGGACGGGGACGCUGCAGCUCUGCUCGGUGUUCGCCGAGGCGGACGGCGGUGGCCCAUGCGGGACGGCACGCACGCACCUACAGAUCGAGGCGAUGGUGGGUGCGAUCAAUGAGCUCAACGGCGGCGCGGGCUUCUCGCUCCGCUCGGGGCUCAUCACCCGCACCUACCGCUUCAACUACACGUACCACACCUACCCUGCCGGCAGCUGGGCGACGCACGGCCGCAACUUGUCGCGCGCGACCUUUGGGAGCGAUCGGUGCGACGUCGUCGUUGGCAUGACGAGCGGCUGCCCCGAUGACGAGAUUGCGGCGCAGGCGUUAGUAGCGAACGAGACGCGGCGCAUCUACGUGACGGGACGCGACCCGCGCGUCCUCACCGCCGGCGGCGCAGAGCAGCCUUAUCUAUUCUCGACUUACGUUGAUUCGGACCAUUCCGCCAGGGCUGCGCUCGAGCGGUACCAGAAGCUGGGUGCGUCGUCGUCCGCGCUGCUGUAUGAGGACAACGGUGACCCGUUCUACGUCGGCUUGGGUCGGCAGGCCAUCGAAGACGCGCGCGCUCUAGCCUACGACGUGCGGUAUAACGCUAGUCUCCGCCGGCGGGCGGACGGCGCCGUGGACUACGCAGCGCUCACCGCGCACCUCACCGCGGCGCACGGCACCGCACCGGACGUGCUCGUGCUGACAGUGCCAGAGCCCCUGUUCCGUUUCGCGCUGGAGCGGCUCAAGUCGUGGCGCCCGCCGGACGCGCCGAAUGCCCACGUGUACUCGGGCGUUUGGUGGUCAGGCGUUGCGUUGGGUAACGAGACUUGCGCCGGGCUGGCGGAGGAGUGCGAGCACGUGACUGGUGCGGCGCAGAUGGCGUCUGACGAGGCGCUCCGUGGCUAUGCCGACGCCCUUCUCGAGGACACAGCCUACGCAACCUACGAGCAGCUGCGCGCUGCGCGCAUGCCCGCCAGCAGUAGUGGCGGCGGUGGCGACGGCGGCCAGCUCGUCGAGCAACCGGACGCGGCGGCUAUCCCGUCGCUCCUCGCACAAGCGCUGAUAAAACUUUUCCGAUUCCGCGACAUGCCGAAACCUGACAAGCCGCUGAGCGACCCCCUCGACUACGAGCUUCUCCGCUCCUACCUCCGCUCCGGCGAGCGCAUCGCCAUCACCUACAUCGGUCCGAUCAGCUUCGACGCACGCGGCCAGAAUGUGGGCCGGCCGCCCACUUUGCUGCAGGUGAGCGGCGGCCACGCGCAGCCUGUGCUGUCGCAGUCGCCGGCGCAGUCGGCGGUGUCCGGCGCACAGCUCGACUACCCGGCGCCGGCGGCGGAGUGCCCCGCCGACUCCCACCGUCUCGACUACGACGGUUCGUGCCUCCUAUGCUCCGCAAGCACGUGCGAGGAAUCGGCUCCACCGGCAAUCUGGUUGAUUUCCAUCGCCACCGGCGUCGGUGGCGCUGGACUCCUCCUCGUCCUCGUCGGCUUUUGCUUUCUGCGCCGGCGGCUGCGACGCCUGGCGGUGCGCUUUGGCCUCUCGCCAUAUCGCCUGGCAAAGCUUGUCGGCUGGCGCUACCUGCUACCAGCAGUGUUCCAGCGUUGGUGGCUCCGUCGGCACCACUUGGACGCGCAUACACAGUUGCGCAAGGCGGCCAAGGAGGCGGAGAGGCCGGACGAGCAGUUCAGAGCCGAGCUGCGCGGCGCGCGAGCGUUGCGCCAGAGCUUCAAGCUGGCACAAACACUGUCCAUUCACGCUUCGCCAGUGCCCGCCGAUCUCGGAGCUUUCCCCCGCCAGGCGCGCACGCAGUUUCUGCUCGCGGUGCGCGAGGCGCACCUCACCGCCAUGGCGGCGGAGUCGUCCGGCAAGUCUCACACGAGCAUGGCCACGCCGCCAGGCCCACGCCGUGUCAUCGAGGCAGCGAGGGCGGCAGCAGGCAUGGCGCGCGACAGUGUCGGCAAGGCCUCCGGGCUCUCGAAGCGACGGAGCUGCGGUUCGACCCUUCCAGCCGUCUCGGGUGGAGUGUGUGGCCCGGGUGGGGGGGACGAGGGCGCGACGCUCAACCACGAGCAGUUUGCAUUGCUCCUUUUGCGCUCCGAGAACCGUGCCGCUUGCCCGCGCUUGCUCGGCGAAGAGCACGACGCCUCGCGGCCGCUCUCGCACUACUGGAUCGCUGCAUCGCACAACACUUACAUCACCGAGGCGGAAGCACUUCGGCAGUACCGCAGUCCCAUCUCUGCGAUAGGCCACCAGCUCACUUCGGAGGCGGACGCGGGCAUGUACUCCCGCUUGUUGCUCUGCGGCUGCCGCAGCCUCGAGGUGGACAUCGUCGACGGGAUGGACGGUCCCGUGGUGACGCACCACUACACCCUCGUGACGCGCAUCCAGCUGAAGAAGGUUCUGCACGCGAUCGCCGACGCAGCCUUCAUCACGUCCGACUUGCCCGUCCACCUCUCGCUCGACGUGCGCGCGUCACCCAAGCAACAGGCGCGGGCAGCGGAGUUGAUUGUGGAGGUGCUCGGCUCGGCGCUGGUGCUGCCCGAGGAGCGGCUGGCGGACGGCGCGCCUCUUGCGGCCGCUUGCCCGCACCUGCUGCGCCGGCGCAUCCUCUGCAAGGGGAAGACGGUCGCGGGCCGCGAGCUCGCCGCGCGCAUCUGUGGCGAUUGCCGACGCAGCGAGGAUCGCUUCACUGUUAGCAGUGCGCAAGAGUCGCGGCGAACCGUUUCCACGUUGACGACGACGUUGCGAGAGAGCGACAACGAGGACGGUUGGGCGCUACCUCGCGCGUCGGAGGAGCGUGAUUCGCGGACUUCGUUCCCCAGCGGCAGCACGGCGCGGGUCUCGUUCCCCAGCGGCAUCCUCGGGGAGAGCUCGGCGGACCCCACUCAGAGCUUCCGUCCCUCUACGCUCAGCUCUGGCUCCGGACGCCUCGGCUCCGAGACGUCGACGGCGGCGGCACUGGGCAGGAUCGUCAUUCGAACGCACGCGAUGGCGCUGCAGCGAGUUGAGGCGGCGCACGCGCUCGUGCGGGAGGCUUUCUUCCUCGAGAGGCCGCGGGAGGGGCGCGACAGCGGCGAGCUGCUCACGGUCACCUCCGCAUCCGAGCUCCACUUCUCGCACGCCGCCGAGGCCAAGCUUUCCGACGCGCUCGGCGUCAUUAUGCCACCGCCUGGGCGCAAGCAGAGCACCUCCCAUCGCAGCCGGAGCAGCAUCAGCCCGGGCCGGCUCUUCGGGCGCAAGGCGCCGCGCAGCACCACGAGCGGGUCGUCCGACCUUCCUUCCUCGGAUGGGUCGCAGCGACUGGCCAGGGCCAAGCGGCUGAGUGAGGAGGAGUGGCGGGUGGCGAUGCAGGAGCGCACCGUGCGCCGGAUCAUGGCGGCGCUCAACCUGCAGACCAACGAUCUGCCUUCGCAGCUGCACCACGCCCUCUUCGAGCUCAACGGCGGCCGCGGGUACGUCCUCAAGCCCGCCGAGAUGCUCGGCGAGCCCGGCGGCGGCGUGGCGCCGAAUUGGCCGCCUCCGCGUGUGGUGCUGCACGUGGCGACACUCCGCCCGAUCUCGCUCUUUGGCCUCCCGCCCCGCGGCAUCGACCGGCCGGACGUCUUUGGCGGCGGCGGGAGUCUCCACACCCACGUCCCGUCCCUGUCGGUGGCGGUCGGCAAGCGGCGCAUGAGGGCACCGCGCGGGGAGGAUGAGCUGCCGUCGCUCGCCGUCGAGCUGCACGCCAUCGGCGGCUUCUCGUGCGUGAGCCUCACGCUGCCGCCCGCCACGGCGCGCACGCGCCAGCUGGUGAGCGCCAAGGGCGGCGGCGGAGGCGAGGCGGUGCGCUACGGCGGCGAGGUGCAUUGCGUGGCAGCGGAGCGGCAGCAGACGGUCCUGCGCGUGGCGGUGCUGGACGAGGAGGAGGAGGCGGCGUACGAGACAUGCGUGCUCGGCGUGCUGCGGGAAGGGUACCGCGUGCUCCACAUGCGCUCGACGCGAGGCACGCGGAUCCGCAACUGCUUUUUGCUCUGCCACAUCUCCUUCACCACGCAGGUCAACGCGUGGGUGGGCGAGAGCGAGAUGAUGGCGUACGUGCGCUCCAAGGAGAAGGAGAUGGAGGAGAAGGUGGAUGAGGCAGCGGCGGAGGUCGCCAAGCUGAAGACGGGGAAGGUUGUGUCCCACCUCAAGGCUAUGGUCGGCAGCCACGGGGCGUUCGAGUCCGCGACUCGCGGCGGUGAACAGCUCGAGCAGCUCGCCGCUGCCAACAAGGAAACGUCGGGAUGGACGGAGGAGAGCGUCGAGCAGAGCGUCUGA